UGGGGGCAAUUGGGUCCCGAAGGACGGUACGAGGCUCGAUUGGUCGGUUAACGUUCCGCGGAGGAGUAUUAGGGGAUUGAUGGCGGUGGCGAUAGCGAACGCUUUCGGUACUUCCCAACAGCUCCGCCACCGUCCUUCGGGACCUCCCAGCCUACCCCGUUGCCCCUUUGCCGGACGGUGGAGGCUCGCCAUCUCUUCCCACGAUGAGGCCGUAACGGAGAAACUGUGCCUGCUGGGUGCAGCGGUGGCGUCCCAGUCGGUGGGGAAUUCCAGCAAGCAGCUUGCGGGCAAGCGGAGGGUCUUCUUCUUGGACGUGAAUCCCUUGUGCUUUGAUGGGUCCCGCCCGAGUCUCCGCUCCUUUGCGCGAUGGCUCGACCUUUUCUUCUCCGAAGUUAGCCUCCGGGAUCCCGUCAUCGCCGUAUUGGAUGGAGAAGAAGGGAAUGAGUAUCGGAGGCAUCUGUUGCCAUCAUAUAAAGCACACAGGAAGAGAUACUUGAGGCAAUCGCGGGUAUUGCGGAGUGCUCAUGAUACUUAUCAAAGCACCACCGAGUGCAAAGUUAUAGACGUUCUCCUGAAGUGCAACGUGCCGGUAGUCAAAGUUCAUGGAUAUGAGGCAGAUGAUGUAGUGGCAACAUUAACAGAUCAAGUUUUAAAAAAGGGAGCACGAGUUGUUAUUGGGUCUCCUGAUAAAGAUUUCAAGCAGUUGAUAUCUGAAGAUGUUCAAAUUGUGAUGCCCAUGCCUGAUUUUGGUCGAUGGUCUUUCUACACAUUGAGACACUACAUUGAUCAGUACAACUGUGAUCCAAGUUCUGAUUUGAGCCUUCGGUGUUUCAUCGGUGAUGAAGUUGAUGGUGUUCCUGGGAUUCAGCAGUUGGUUCCUGGAUUUGGUCGCAAGACAGCCCUCAAACUCUUGAAGAAACACGGCUCUUUAGAAGAUUUACUUAGUGCAGCUGCAAUAAGAACAGUAGGCAAAGACUAUGCACAAAAUGCACUCACAAAAUAUGCUGAUUAUCUGAGAAGAAAUUAUAAGGUUCUUAGCCUAAGGAGGGAUGUUAAUGUUCAGCUUCAAGAUGAUUGGUUAUCAGAAAGAAACACUAGCAAUGACUUGGUAAUCUUGUCAAACUUUCUCAGAAAGUUGGGGGAAAGGCCUGAAGGCCAGAAGCUAAAUAACAGAGAAAGAAGCAAAUCCUUUGAGAGCAGAAUCUCAAAGGGUGAUCGAUCUGUAUAUCUCGGUGAUGGUUGAGGACGACAACUGCUUGACCAAGCAGAUAUUUUGUUUGGUUUCCAGCCUAAAGGAAAUAGCUAUUCAUGCAUUGCAUCAAUGAUGUCUUUAUGCUGCCUUCUUCACCGAGAUUAUACCUCAAAGGGAGAGUUGUAUCAGGUUGUGCUUCAUGCCUAUAUAUGAACUUUUUUUGCAUUUCUGCACCAUUGACCAUGUCCGUAACAUCAUCUGCCUUCCCUGACCACUAGUGGAAUGACACACGGUGGGCCUCUGCGACAAAGCAUAUGCGGAAAUUAUUUAGCCUAUAUUCAUAUACUGCACAGUGUUCAAAGGGUUCAAACUGUGGAGCCCAACUAAGACAUCUGCCCUCAGGACUGCUUGCAGAGGUGCUAAAGUUUAAUAAGAUGACACUACUGGAUCAGAUGAUAGGUGGAAUCUGAACACUGAUGAGGCUUGUUCCUUGUACUGACUCAAUUCCUGGUGAGUAUCCAUGCAACAUGUGCAAGCUCUUGAACAGAAUAAAUGAUGGUCAUUCUACUUUACAUCGGAAAGACUCCAUGUGUGAAAGCCACAUGAGGUGUUUUCACUUUCUUGUCUUCAGUUCCAACUCUUGAGACACAUCACAUGAACUGGCAGAUCUCAGAAAUGUGGAGCUUUAGUUCUGCUCGGAGCUCAAACAAGCAGAAUCAUGUUCUUUGAGCUUAUAAGAGGACAUGAAGGUGAGGUUUGUCCCAAAUCAUUUAAAGCAGUGUACUGAUCUGGACAUGGAAGAGUUCCAGGUUGGUGUAGAAUGAGCAACUUGGUGACUUGAAUUAACAUUGAAUUCCUAAGUAGUGUCAGAGAUUUUAGCAGCUC
Messenger RNA from Musa acuminata AAA Group (dessert banana), 2077 nucleotides. RefSeq lists its product as uncharacterized. NCBI's taxonomy places the organism in Eukaryota, Viridiplantae, Streptophyta, Magnoliopsida, Zingiberales, Musaceae. The record is from RefSeq and is a predicted model, not a curated record. The coding region runs from base 80 to 1243 and encodes 387 amino acids. Gene Ontology annotation, biological process: DNA replication, Okazaki fragment processing. The transcript is spliced from 9 exons. Gene Ontology annotation, molecular function: DNA binding; 5'-flap endonuclease activity.